GAGAAAAUGGCAUAAUUCGGGGCCGCCCGAGCAAGCACGGAAGAAUCACCACGGUGGGGGUGGGGGUACGUUCAAGGCGCCGGCACCACCGGCGAAGAAGAACAAGGAUGCUCGGUGGCACGCAUCCUCCUCUCAAAAUACGGGGCCUCCUAAGUGUGCCAACUGUUCAAAGAACCACUUCGGGAAGUGCAACGCACCCCCGAGGUGUUAUCGGUGUGGGAACACGGGCCACAUGAAGGCCAAUUGCCCACAAUUGGGGGGAGGAGGAGCUCCGGGAUCCGGAGGAGGAACCAUGACGGGAAGAAACCGUGCGGGCCCGUCAAACGGCGGUACGGGGAGAGGCAACGCAUCCACAAGCCAUGCCGCGUCCGUAAACCAAGGCGGGACCCAAGCACGAGUCUACGCGAUGACCGAGGCGGAUGCGAGAGCAAACCCGGACUCCGUUGCAGGUUGAAGCUAGGGCUUGCUACUUGCACCUUCUCACGGGUGGUAUCAAAUCAGGAAGACGUGGUUCGUGCUUCCUUAUUUUCUUUCAAACUACCGAACACUUGCUCAUGGAUAUUUGUUCUACUAUAAACUAUUUUUGGGGCUUGCAUGCCCAUGUUGUUGGCCGGUUGUGGCCUAUGACUUACCGUUGAAUAUUUUCCGCUAUUCAUUGGUUUAAAUGUGAUGUUGUUAUGUAUGUUUACUACUGAGUAUGGAUGGAUUGUUUUCUCGAACGCCUUGUGUAAUUGAGUGAGGUUGACUCGUGGGUGACGUCACUUAGUUAUACGGCGGUUGUACACGCGCUUGGAUUGCGGUCUGGGGCGUGACAGGGACUGUUCUGAACAGUAGCAUGUACUACUACUCAGGCUUAUUGUUAUACUUCGACUAGAUUAUAAUUUGUUGUUAUAAGGAUAUUGCAUAAAAAAG
Molecule: messenger RNA, 912 nt
Organism: Cuscuta epithymum
Lineage: Eukaryota; Viridiplantae; Streptophyta; Magnoliopsida; Solanales; Convolvulaceae
Source: the annotation of a GenBank genome assembly